Amaranthus tricolor (Joseph's coat) is the source of this 2127-nucleotide messenger RNA. RefSeq lists its product as uncharacterized. The coding region runs from base 999 to 1691 and encodes 230 amino acids. The transcript is spliced from 2 exons. The record is from RefSeq and is a predicted model, not a curated record. NCBI's taxonomy places the organism in Eukaryota, Viridiplantae, Streptophyta, Magnoliopsida, Caryophyllales, Amaranthaceae.
CCCUGUCAGACAGAUCAGAGCGGAAGAGAUGGAAGAAUACUUAACAUUCUGUUUUCUGAUUUUUGUUGUUUAAAACGUGUACAUAAUAGCCACGUGUUACUUUUUAGCCGUUAUUAUGGUUUGGCUUAGGCUUAGCUCUUGUAGAAGGUCUCAUAGCUCUAUAAAUAAGAGGCCUAAUCCCUUGUAAUAGUUGAGUUCAGAUUAAUCAAUACAAGUUCUUUCCAGUAAUUGUGUUUGCAAUUGCUUUUCAGUGAGAGUCUCUUUGUGAGUGAAAGCAAGGUGAUCUUCCGGGUAAUUCCACAAAGAUUGAGAGAGUGCCUUUCAAUUGGAGUGUGAGGACGAGGCCAAUCAAUCCAGUGCGGGUUAUUUGUCUCUAUCCACGGCCAAAGGACCACUUCUUGGAGUUGUUCUGGCCAGCCUUCAUGGAGUUGUUCUGGCCAGAAGGUGUGUCAUUGUGUGUAAUUGGAUCUUAACAUCGGUUCUUGGUUGAGUUCUUCGUGUUCUUGGAAUGUUCAUCCCAUAUAUGCAUCAACUUGGUAUCAGAGCCUAAGUUCUGAGAAGGGACAAGGACAAGGGAGUAUCAAUAAAGUCAGGUAACAAGCCAUUUUUCACAUUCUGAGAAGGAGUGAUCAGAGAGAAAGGUAUAGUGCGAUUUUUGUUUCAAUUUCGCCAAUACAGGUACGUUUCAAUUUCUCUUUGUUAAUAAUUCGUUUACAAUUAAGGAUUACAGAAUAUAUUUGAUCAUUAUACGCAUUUGAUUGUGGAAUGAAAAAAAAUUCUGAAUUUCUGAUUAUCGUAUCAUUGAAUGCGCAUCAAAUUGAUUUCUGAAAAUCUGUUCUGAGUCACUAUACAUAUCAAAUUUUGUCAAUUAAUUCAUUUACAUUCGAUUCUUGAAUGUCCUAAGUGUAUGUUUGUUGAAAUUUGAUGACAAUUGCGAUUUAACUAUUCGAACAUUGAGUUUUCGCUGAGGAAAUUGGUACCUUCCAGAUAGUCAGAAAAUGCUGCAACCAAAAGAGGAACUCAGAAUGAAUAACAUAAAAGAAAAGGAGCAAUGCAAUACCACCUCAGACAAAGACAUCAAAUGUGAAAAGCUGCAGGAAGGAACUUUGAUAUGGGAGUAUUUGGACCUCAUCUCAAAGGUUUUCACCGUUAAUAAUACAGGAAGGCAUGAGAGCAACGCAGAAUUGAGGACAAUUCUAUUUAAAGAAGGAGGGAAUGAUCCAAAUAUGGGUAGCCCACAAGCCAAGAUAAGCCAAGCCAAGAAAAACCAAGGAGGAUACAUGGCUGAUCAACCUAUUGAUUGGAUGUUCACUAACUUACCUGCUGACCUUGCUGAACAUACUGACUUGGACGCGACAAUUGAGGAAGGCCAGUCCCAAGCUAGACCAAACAUGAGUAUCCAAGCAUGGCAAAGCAAAGAAGAAUCAAUGAGGAACGUCACAGCAACACUUAAGCAAUACAAAGACAUGCAUUCUGGUCAGCAGACAACAGAGCAACCAUCUGACGACCAACCUACCUUGCGCACAAUAGAACGCCUGGUCUGGUGCACGUAUCAACAUGGAAACUCAAGGGAUGGCAUCUUUGGACAUGGAAGAAAAAGCCAAGACUCAGAGUUAGCACGGAGAGUCCUCACAGAGCCCACAAGAUUAGCUCCAAGGUCGUGUGUUCGCCUGAUAUUCGAUAAUGGCUGAUCCAGAACUGCCAGCCAUCACCUGCUGAGCAGCAGACCUUCGAGCUAAUCCACGGAGUCAACCUAAGCAUCCUAGGAUACACCAAGGGUAGUUUUGGAAUCUCGAUACAUGGACCUUUCCAUCAACACCUUAAGUGCCUCCUAACGAUCACAAUAAGACACCAAGAAAGGGAGCUGAAGGUCCCCUGUCAGACAGAUCAGAACGGAAGAGAUGGAAGAAUACUUAACAUUCUGUUUUCUGAUUUUUGUUGUUUAAAACGUGUACAUAAUAGCCACGUGUUACUUUUUAGCCGUUAUUAUGGUUUGGCUUAGGCUUAGCUCUUGUAGAAGGUCUCAUAGCUCUAUAAAUAAGAGGCCUAAUCCCUUGUAAUAGUUGAGUUCAGAUUAAUCAAUACAAGUUCAUUCCAGUAAUUGUGUUUGCAAUUGCUUUUCCAUGA